Messenger RNA from Prorocentrum cordatum, 315 nucleotides. The record is from the annotation of a GenBank genome assembly. Lineage: Eukaryota; Dinophyceae; Prorocentrales; Prorocentraceae.
AUGGCGACGACGGUGUCGUCCCGGACGCAUGAGGGGGAUAGGAUUUUGAUGUUGACGAUGUUUGCGAUUGUGACGGUGGUGAGGAAGUUGCAUCGUCCCGAGCGGCAGGUCACGAGGUCUUCUUCAGCGGCCAGCGUCUCGCCAAUGGCCGCUUCCCUAUUUAAUUUCAACGUUUUUGAUGACGUGUGUUUUUCACCAUGGGUUGGCAUGCCGUGUGCUGGCCCGUGCGGAUGGCCUCAGCUUGCCGUGAGUGCGCAAGGCUCACAGGGCAAGGCUCACAGGAAGUACAGGUUUGGAGGUGUCGCCAAUGCUUGA